Dioscorea cayenensis subsp. rotundata (Guinea yam) is the source of this 1315-nucleotide messenger RNA. RefSeq names its product cytosolic sulfotransferase 15-like. The coding region runs from base 44 to 1102 and encodes 352 amino acids. The record is from RefSeq and is a predicted model, not a curated record. Lineage: Eukaryota; Viridiplantae; Streptophyta; Magnoliopsida; Dioscoreales; Dioscoreaceae. The transcript has a single exon. Gene Ontology annotation, cellular component: cytoplasm. Gene Ontology annotation, molecular function: sulfotransferase activity. Gene Ontology annotation, biological process: sulfation.
UCUCCGUCUCUCCAUUCCUCUUCUCUUGCUAUCAGCAUCGCUCAUGGCAAUCCAACCAAAUUAUGCACCACCUUUCUCACAGUGCUUCCUUUCACCAAGGACCCAAGAAGACAUUGAAAGAGAUGAACAAAUCUACAACUCCUAUGAAAAGCUCAGCUCCCAACUCCCCAUCCUCGAUGACUGGUAUCCACUUACCCUCCAAAACUACCAAUCCUUUUGGAUCCAUCCCUCCCAAGUUCCGUCAUGCAUGGCCGUCCAAUCCCACUUCAACCCUCGUCCUUCCGACAUCCUUAUUGUUACCAACCCUAAAUCAGGCACAACGUGGCUAAGAGCGCUCUCCUACGCAACCCUCCAUCGCCACUCCUUCUCCAUCUCUGACCACCCUCUUCUCACCACCACUCCCGAACAAUGUGUUCCUUUCCUCGAAGGUCUCUUCAAUUACCACACCAUCCCUAAUAUUAGCGUCUUACCAUCUCCCACCAUCUUUUCUACUCACUUAGCUUUCUCUUUACUACCUCAGAGUCUCGACUGUCGCAUUGUUUUUCUCUGCCGUGAUCCCAAGGACACAUUUGUAUCACUGUGGCACUUGGUUCAGAGGUUGAGGAUUAGCUCCAGUACUGAAGACAAGAGUAUUGUGGAAUUGGAUUUCAACAAGGCAUUCCAACUGUUCUCCCAAGGGAUAUCACCUCGUGGCCCUUUCUGGGACCAUGUGCUGGGUUACUGGAAGGAGAGCAAGAGAAGACCUGAGAAGGUGCUCUUCUUGAAAUAUGAAGAGAUGAUGGAGGAUCCAGUUAGUCAUUUGAGAAAACUGGCUGAGUUCAUGGGAUGUCCAUUUUCUAUGGAGGAAGAAAGAGAUGGAGUUGUUGAGGACAUUGUCAAGCUUUGCAGUUUUGACAACUUAAGAGAGCUUGAGGUAAAUAAGGAUAAUAAGGGCAGUGUGGAGAGUAGAAGAUUACCACCAUCUUCUUUUUUCAGGAAGGGGAAGGUGGGGGAUUGGGUGAAUUAUUUGAGCAUGGAGAUGGUUGAGAAGUUGGAUGCUAUUACUAAGGAGAAGCUGCAUGGAUUUGGUCUUAGUUUUGAGUCUAGCGCUGCGGUUCCAUAAAGAUGCACACCCACUCAAGAUUAGGGUUUAUGUUCAUCAUAUUUGUGUUUGUUUUCUCAUGUGAUGAAAUUGAAUGGAUCUCUUGAAGUUCCUCAUUGAGCUUCAAAUAGUGGCAGUAAAUCCCCAGUCAAAUCUAAAUGCAGGGGUUCACUGUUAAUUAUGUUAUGUUUAAAUUUAAUAUUUACACAUGUAUUGUGUGUAACUUAAUUCGUG